AUGUUCGAUGUCUUUUCCGAUCUUGUGAGCGUGGUCGCUUGGUGGCGUGGUGGGCGGACUGAUCUUAAGCCAAGUACACUGCGGCUAUUAAGAACGCUUCGUUUUUAUGGUGCGCACGAACCCACGCGACCGAUUCGAAAAGGGAUACCACCACAAUCUGUUGGCAAGCGUGUGAUCAGUAUCAAGCCCAAGAAUACGACCGCGAAUCAAAAUGGCUCAAUGCAAAACGAGGUCUAA
Molecule: messenger RNA, 237 nt
Organism: Peronospora farinosa
Lineage: Eukaryota; Oomycota; Peronosporomycetes; Peronosporales; Peronosporaceae
Source: the annotation of a GenBank genome assembly